AUGGAUAUUGAGCCCUCCAAAACGAUGCGAUUUAUAAACCCACCGGCCUGCUGUGAGUACAGUCUCCCGCCAAUUUUAUCCUGUGAACAAUCGCAAUUCCUGGUCGUUGAUGGUCGCUUUUUUCAGAGUUACAAAUAUUUCUCCUCUAUGGAGUCCACGAUAAGGGAAUGGCUGACACCUGAUGACGAGGUCAGACAAUAUUUGGGGACUAUGAUAAGACAGGAGGAUAUGGAAAGGCAUAAAAUUUGCGUGCAUAUCAGACGAGGUGACUUUGUGACGGAUGGACAGCAUGCAGGGACGGAAAGCGACUUCACAAGGAAUGCUAUUGAUUUUUUGUAUAAACUGACCUCCGGUCCUAUCUUCAUCUUCAGCAAUGAACAAAAAUGGGUUCGGAAGGAAAUUGUGAGCCAAUCCAAGUACCAAAACGAAAUUCGAAUAAUGCCAACACCACAAGACCAACCAUUCAAAGACCUUCACUUUUCUCAGGUCUAUUGUGACACCGUGUUAAUUACAGCACCAAGUUCAACAUUCGGUUGGUGGAUAGGCUAUCUUUCAAAAAAUCAGAAAAACGUCUACUACCGUGAUAUUAGAGACGUGGAGGAUAGUGUAAAGUACCAAAUGAUCGAUGACGAUUUUUAUCCGAGGAGUUGGAGGAAGAUGGGGAUGGUCGAAAAUAAUGGGACCAUAUUUUUGAAGAAUUAA
This is a messenger RNA of Caenorhabditis remanei, 702 nucleotides long. RefSeq lists its product as uncharacterized. Gene Ontology annotation, molecular function: galactoside 2-alpha-L-fucosyltransferase activity. The record is from RefSeq and is a predicted model, not a curated record. Gene Ontology annotation, cellular component: membrane. NCBI's taxonomy places the organism in Eukaryota, Metazoa, Nematoda, Chromadorea, Rhabditida, Rhabditidae. Gene Ontology annotation, biological process: carbohydrate metabolic process. The transcript is spliced from 6 exons. Bases 1 to 702 code for a protein of 233 amino acids.